Etheostoma spectabile (orangethroat darter) is the source of this 3256-nucleotide messenger RNA. Its product is annotated as probable E3 ubiquitin-protein ligase HERC3. Lineage: Eukaryota; Metazoa; Chordata; Actinopteri; Perciformes; Percidae. The record is from RefSeq and is a predicted model, not a curated record. Gene Ontology annotation, biological process: protein polyubiquitination. Gene Ontology annotation, molecular function: ubiquitin protein ligase activity.
GCCUACUGUAUGUUUAGUAAGUUGUGUUUUCCGUUGAUCAUCACAGCAAAGUUUGCAUAAUCUACCAAUCAAGUUUCGUUUCUGACUGACAGAGCUAAGUCAUAAGACUCAGCUGUUGAUUCUCCAGAACCACUUCACCAAAAUGUUUUCAUGGGGAGAGGACUGUGAGCAGGGCUUUCGGUUGAGAGCUGGCUCAACUAUAUCAACAGGUGACCGAGUUCACUUUUUAAAUCUGAGUUUUAACAUCACGGCUGUGUCAGCAGGUCACAAUGUGCUCGCCUUCAUCAAAAGCAGUGGAGAUGCAUUCAUCAUUCGCACAAAUGAGAGCACAGAUGGGAUAAGGGUCAGAGGAAAACAGAAGUUUGUGAAGUGUAAAGAGAAGAUUCAGGCUGUGAGUUGUGGUGAUGAUGUGGUCACACUGCUGUCUGAGAGAGGAACAGUUCUCUGUGUGGACGCAACUUGCCCUUACAUUCCAAGUGUGCCGCUACCUGUUCAACUGCCCCAGGACAACAAUCCCAUACUUAGAAACAUCUACGCAGGAGGGAACUGUUCGUUUGCAACGUGCACACCUGUUCAGGAAGUUGAUGAGAAGUCAAACACUGACAGUGUCAACUAUGUCAAACAGCACUCUAUUGAGGACAUGAUUAACAUAUGGGUCUCUAAAUGUGAUUUAAAAUCAUCAAAAACGAUAAAACAGGAAAUCCACAGGACGUUUUCCUCUGCAUCCUUUAUGAAUCGAGUCUUCCUUGACCAAAGCAGAGAUAAACAUUUCCAGACCUCACCAAAGUACUCCGGCUUGAACUUGUCACUUGUGCAACCUGCUUUCAAGAAACUUGAGAAGAAAGACAAUGUUUUGGCAGAGGUUGAGGCUGCUGUCCUACACGUGCUUCCCUCUUUCAAUGAGACGUCUGUGGGGGUUGAGGGGUUGAGGAUCUUCCUGCUUCUCAAUGAGCUCCUGCAUGUGAUCCAGAGACACCACCCGCUUCGGAGCAUGAAGCUCGCUGAGGCGGUCGCUGCUGCCACGCAAAGACUGUCUGCUGAAAGCCUCCAGGUCAUAGGGGACUGGUGGUCCACCAUGGUUAGACAUGUUAAGGUGUGGAAGCAGGCCCUCUCACUGAUCCUGUCCAAUAAGCCUGUUCCUCGCAACUCUGGAGUCAGAAACCUGCUACUAGUCCUCCAGUACAUGUACAACGCCAACAAAGGGAUUGCAGGACGUCAGAGAAUCCCAGAAAAAACGUUUUGUUUGGGGAUAAGCGAAACAUUUCUUUACGAGGAUCUGCAGAUUUGGCAUUCAAUGUCAAAAGUCAAGGAUAUGGAUGAUCACCCACUUGUCCUUUGUAACUUCCCAUUUGUAAUGGAUCUGAAAUCAAAGAAACUGGCUUUUGACAUCAAUGCCGAAAUCACUCAGAAAGAACACCAGGCAAAUGAGAUUCGGUCUUUUGGAUGGGUUCCAAAUCCUUAUUUCGAACUGAAGCUGAAGCGAGCAUCACUUUUGGAAGGCACCUUUAAAGAACUGGCUGCUGCUGAUCACAGUGCCCUCAAGAAGCCACUUGUGGUCUAUUUUGAUGAGGACCCAAAGGUCACAGAUGUCUACAAAAGGGACCUUUUUCACCACUUGUUUCUUGAAAUGGUGUCAACUAAAUCUGGAAUGUUCAUGUUCAAUGACUCCGAAACGCUGGCAUGGUUCCCCUCCACAGCAAAAGAAGAGGACAAGACAAACUUCUUCCUGGUUGGGGUUCUGUGUGGAUUGGCCUUAUACAACAAGAGUAUCAUCCACUUCCCCUUCCCACUGGCUCUGUUCAAGAAGCUGCUGGAUGUGGAGCCAACACUGGAGGAUAUGAUGGAAUUCAGCCCAGUUGUUGGAAAGAGUCUGCAGUACGUCUUGGACUAUGAAGACGACCUAGAAAACCUGUGCUUGCCUUAUUCGAUGGACUGGAAUGGGACAGAGAUUGACCUUGAUCCCCAAAAUCCUGGAAAGACAGUGACAAGUCAAAAUAAGAAGGAGUUUGUGGAUGCCUACGUGAGACAUGCCUUCAACACAUCAGUGGAGAGUGUGUUUCAGGAGUUUAAGCGUGGCUUCUUCCAGGUGUGUGACAGGGAUUUGGUGAAGCUGUUUCGGCCAGAGGAGCUGCAGCAAGUGUUGGUGGGCCAAGAUGUCUAUGACUGGGCAAAACUGAAACAGAACACAGAGUGGGAACUUCGUGUUGGCUACCCCACCAUGCAGAUGUUUUGGGAGGUUUUUGAUGAACUGACUGAAGACCAGAGGAAAGAUUUUCUUUGGUUCCUGACUGGUUUCAGAAGGGUUCCUAUUCUUGGCAUGGACCAGGUCCAGAUGAAAGUUCAACUUAUGCAAAUCCAGGGCGGUCAGCACUACGAUCAGCACUUCCCUUGUUCUCUGACAUGUCACUCUAUUCUGGAGCUGCCCUUAUACUCAUCCAAGGAGAUUAUGCGAGACAGGCUGACAGAGGCCCUGAUAACAGAGAGAGGAUUCUCGCGAUGACGGCUCAAUUUCUGGCCCUACCUCAGGAUUCACACUAAAUCACGGUACUGAAGGAAUAUGACCAGACGACUUUAAAGCAUGUACAUUGAAAUAGAUGACCAAAUCUUCAGCCAUUCUUCCUCAGCAACACUAUGGCGUAGCAGCGUAAAGGAAGGCACUUUAAAGAUCUAUGGGAUUUUUGGGUUUUGAAAAUAGAACAUGCAAUAUUUGAACUGAUAAUUUAAGAUAUUUCAUCUAUUUAUGUUAAUAUCAUGAUUUUUACAACUUCUCAGGAAACGGAAAUGUCUCAUUUUUAAAUGAUUUUUUUUUCACAGACCAAGUUGAAAUAAACAAAAAUAGUGUAGUUGCCAGUUUAUUAUAGGUACACUUGCUAAAUCUAAUGCAAUCCAUUACAACACUAUAAUAAAUCUUAUCUUUGUGAAGAUUAUUAAUGUUCUAACUGAUUAUGUGUCAAGAGGUGUCAGUUAAACUGUAUGGUAAUGUUGGUGUGUUUCCAGUUUAUGGCUCUGUUAUAUGAUUGUAUUAUAUAUUGAGAACACUAAAUGGGGUUGGAGAAAAUAUUUUUAUGACAGUCAGAUAAGCCAAUUGUGUACAUUAGGGGUCUAUUAAGAGAAUGUUCAACUUGGUUUCUGAAAUUUAUGUUGCACUCCAUUCCUGCAGGGUCCUGUUGUCCUAUAUUGUUUUGUCAUGACUGUAUAUUUUGUUUGCACGUCAUACCAUGUAACCAUAGUCAAUAAAAUUAGACAUUAGAAACAA